This is a messenger RNA of Seriola aureovittata, 3945 nucleotides long. It is a transcript of the gene haus6, whose product is annotated as HAUS augmin-like complex, subunit 6. Gene Ontology annotation, molecular function: microtubule binding. NCBI's taxonomy places the organism in Eukaryota, Metazoa, Chordata, Actinopteri, Carangiformes, Carangidae. The coding region runs from base 344 to 2824 and encodes 826 amino acids. The transcript is spliced from 16 exons. Gene Ontology annotation, cellular component: mitotic spindle microtubule; HAUS complex. The record is from RefSeq and is a predicted model, not a curated record. Gene Ontology annotation, biological process: spindle assembly.
GUAACUUUGGAAAAAAUUGGCGGUUUGUUUUUCGAGCUGUAGUGUUUCCUUGUUCCCGAUAAGAAUUAUCUUUGAAAUUUAUUUUAACAAAUGUUACCUCAGUCGUUACUACAAAUGGGCAGAGCCUUAUAACACUAGUAACUGCUCCAUGGCAGUAUUUAAUUUGACAUUGGGUUGUUAAGUGUAUGCUGACAAAUUCAAAGUUCGAAAGCUAAGUUGGCUAACGCUACCAGUAAACUUUUUGGCUAGCAGCAAAGCUAGCUGGCUAGCUGUUUAAUAUUAGCCAGGCUGGCUUUUUGAAUCAGCACCGGACACUCGCAUAGCUUCUACCUAUCUCGGAAUAAUGGCGAACCCGGUAUUUUUGCAGAAAAAUAAUGGAAAAUAUCUGUGGUUUUCUCUUCUCGGACUCGGAUUUCGAACAGACACAGCAAUGUCGUCUAUCGCCGGCAAAACCAACAUUAACGUUAAACACAUCAACCUGGGACCGAGUAUGUUUGAUAGACCAAACAAAGAUGCUUUCUACAUAGUAACCCAUUUCCUGUUGGAGAAACUCAAUCCCACACGAUAUCAUGAAGCAUACAGGCAUUGCUGGCCUGUUUUAAACCAUAAAGCAGAUGCCGAGUUCCGCAAAGUUACCUGCGCUUGGCUGCGAGAAAUAAUGGAUGAAUCUGCAAAUGCGGGAUCCAAAGUGGUUGCUUCCUUGUUCCUCUCCCCUGGAGGCCCCAAGUUUAUCAGCUUGAUGCUUAAUUUGGCCAAUCAUGUCAUGCUGCAAGAAAUGAAGACAUUCACCACAGAUGACAGCUGGGUGCCUGAGGCUGCAGCGAUGCCCGCUUCUUCUGUGGACAUGGCAGUGAAAAGACUCAACCUGAUCAGUAAAAGGUUUUUGAAAACUGCAGUGGAUCAAGAUCGUUUUCUCCAGGAGUACCAGAGACAAGCCCAGCUUCUAGUGAAGUCUGUGAAGGAUAUUGGAGAAGAGGGUACCAAGUAUGACGAGCUUCUCAAGCGUCAUAACAGUGAUUCUGCACAGGAGGCAGCUCUUCCAGCUGAGAAGACCAAAAAGGUGCGCUCCUUGUGGUCAGCCAUCGAUGAAAUGCUGUCGACAACCAAAGACGAGCAAAAUUCAGUGGAAAGGGUUUUGAAAGGGGAUGUAGACCAAUACAUCCUAGAUGGGACCGAUCGAGUCCUCAAAAUUCCCCAGAGUCUACUGGAGAGAAUUGAGCAGCUCCCACAUCAGUUGAGCUCAGGGAAUGUGUAUGAAGUCGGCCAGCUAAACCUCCUGUGUGUGUUGGAGCUGGCAAACCACACGCUGCAGAUCAUCAGGGAGGAGCGUUGUCGGCUGUCUCAUACCCCAAAGCCCCAGCUCAGUCCUCGGGACCUGCAGGUGAAAUGUCAGCAGAUGGCCCGUGUGCUGCAGGACCUCCAACUCAUCAGACAGAAGAUUUCCAAGGAAGAAAUUCCUAAGGUCAGAAGUACCAUCGGAGAGUUGGAGGCUGAGUGGGACAGGCAGUGGAUAGAUACCCUCAAAGUCACACCCCUAGUCUCUUUUCUGAAUGAAGAUCCUGCUCUUGGCUUCCUCUCACCAAUGGCUCCACUGUCAUUUGAGCCGGCGGUCGGAGCCAACUACAGAAGUAGUGUCUUCUCCCAGUAUCCUGCUAAACUUCUUGAGGAGAAGCUGAAAGAGAGUGAAUCACACAAAGGCGUCAACCCAAGUAAUUCUAACCUGAAAAGCAGCUCUUGCCCUGCAGCAGCUGAGAGGACUCAAAGUCCUGCUGUCACCACUGAGGCAUCAUCGCGAGCGAAUACUUCUCUCGACUGGCUUUUUGACACACCUCCUUCCCCUCCUCUGAGGGCUACACCUGUGCCGCCACCUGGGGCCAGUGUGAAGAAGAUAAGUGUUCAGCCGAAGGUGGCUCCCAUGAGGACCAAGACUCAGAUACUAGACAUGGAGUGUGAUAACCUUGCUGAUCAGUUUGCAGAUGCUGUAACUACAGAAGGUAUGGUCAAAGGUGUGGACCUGGAGGGUCUUCUCAGCACUCUUCAUGGAGAUCCCUUCUCUACUCGAAAGCAACUGCCACGUACCCCUGAAAGCCUCAUUAUGGAUGUGAAAAGCUCAUGGCGGAGAGCAAUGGAGGAGGACAAAGCAGAGAAAAUCAGACGGUCAGCAAAGUUUAAUGACAGCAUAAAGGGGCGACUCGCUUCCCCUGAGAAUCCUCACGAUGUGUUGCUGAGCUCUGAUGUUCCCUCCCAGAGUGUCUCCUGCAGUAUCACUUCUCCUGUCACAAACCACAGCAGCCCCCCUGUCUGCCAGCAGAGGGUCUUACUGAAGUCCUCUCUGUUGUGGGACACCUUCAACACUGAAGCCCUUGACAGCCCAAGUGGCACAGACAGCAGUGCCGUCCAGUUCAGUCUUGACCAAGAAACCCUCCCUGAAAUGCCAAGCUGUGACAGUCUGCUGAGCCUUGACGAUGAGGCAGUGGAUAUAAAGAGUGAGGAGGAGGAUGAGCUCCUCAUCCCCUCCCUGAAGACUGAAGUAAAACAUUCGCCACUAACUAUGGCUUUUCAUCGGGGUCUAAUCCAGAAGGCGUGUGAUGACGGUUCCUUUAUCAAAAGCAGAAAGAGGACACCAGAGUGCCUUGGGUCAGGUCACAUGGUUUCUGGUUUGGACAGAGACUGGCUCAUGGAGCCUGCAAAGUCAGUGGAAGCCUCAGACAAGGUCUUCUCACUGGACCUAGACACACUAGAGACACCCUCACCCCCAAACAAGCAGGAGUACAGCCUCCCAACACUGAUCACAUUCUCCCCGAUAGAUGACAUGAAGUGUUAAUUGCAUUCAUAUCAAAAUCACUUUACAGCCUUUGUCUUAAACUGUCUGCCUUGGUUUUAAUAGAUGUGUAAUGUUACAAAUAUUUGUUCAAACAACUGUACAUAGCUGUGAAAUAACUUAACUGUAAUAUACUAAUUUAGUUUUCUGUGCAUGAGCUUAUUGGUUUUAACUUAAAAUAGUGAUAUGAACUGCUUGAAUAAAAUUGUUUAAAAAAAAAAAAAAAAAAAAAAUUUCCACUAACUUGACAGUGUGGGACAGCAUCAUGGAUCUCUGACUGAGCAGUUUCAAAACAGUUUAUUGCUUAUUCAUUUGCAAGAUCUGCUUGUCUGUUAACAUAAUGGAUAGCAGCAGUGUUUUUGAGUGAAAUUAAAACAUUUACAUUGCACUAUUGGCACGUAUUUGUAUGAUGCAGGAUGCUAAAAUGUUUUUUUCUAAGUAUGUGACCACAGGAGGAACCGAGCUAAGUCAGGUUGAUGAAAGUAGCGGAAUUUCCUGAAUGUUGGGAGGCAAAAGUAUGUGUGCGAGAGGGAGAGUCAUACAUAGUUUAAUAUACAUGUCACUUUGUUUUAUCAAAGUGAUAAUCAAAUGGUUAACUAUAAUGAUUAAAAUAAAAUGGCUAUAAGAAGCUUACAGAUCAUCCAAACAUUUGUUUGUUCUCCUUGUGCAUAUUUUGGUUUAAUUUCCAUUUGAAAUCAAUUUUCUCUUUUCCACCAAUUGUACCUGAAUUUGUGAAUCUGCUUUUCCUGAUUGUUGUCAUCCACAAACCUACAUACAUUUGAAUUGCUAAAGCUAAAGGAUUACCGCAAUGAUAUAGAUAAUAAUGGUAUGAUUGGAAACUGAAACAUAUAUAUUGUUGGUGGAUCAAAGGAUGAAGUUCUCAGUUGACAAUACUAUUAAUACUGAUGUACCUGCUGCAGGGAUUAAUCACAGAAAACAGCAUAAUGUUCAGCAAGUGUUAAUGACCUGUAUUUGAGUGUUAAUGGACACAUAGAAGCUCAACACCUAAGGAUGAAACCAUGAUCUUUUUUUCCCCCAUUGUCCUGUACAAGGUGAUUUUUCUCUAUAAUCUUCAAUCAUUCCAAGGUGACUCUCAGCUACGGAGAUAAAAGCUUUUUUCUCAA